Physcomitrium patens is the source of this 2755-nucleotide messenger RNA. NCBI's taxonomy places the organism in Eukaryota, Viridiplantae, Streptophyta, Bryopsida, Funariales, Funariaceae. The record is from RefSeq and is a predicted model, not a curated record.
UGCAUGUGCUCUUUCCUUGUUUCGGUGCCGAUCUGCUGGCGAGUGUCACAGGUUGCAAAUCCCUCGUCGCUCAAUCAGCAUAACACUGUCUCCGCAAAUCUGCCAUUACAUGGAGAGUUCUUUAGGGUUUGCCACGAUUUUGCAGCUUUGCAACAUCAACUAGCAUCUCAUCGAAUUAGCCUGUCGCCGUUGAAAUUUCUACAUGCCUGAAGAGGUGCAACGUGAAUGCCAUAGUUUUUGUACAGCUAGCUGCCGGUAGUACUGUGAUGACGAGUGAUGAUGUUCAAGUGGGUCCGAGGUUGAGUGUGAUUGAAGAAUCCCGAACCAGCAAGACCUACGCUUUAUCCAUACACUGAUCAAGAUGGGUUCCCCCAAAAAAAUUGUGAUCGGUAUCAGCGUUGUGUCCUAUCUCAUUGCUUUUGGUCUCGCUCUUGGAGCAAUGACCAGACGGAGCCGGGGAGAUCUCGUAGUAGUAGAUGAGGAUUCGGGAACCUUGCGGUGCCAGUACACUACAGACAUUUCAACUGGACUCGCUGCUACCGCUUUUCUUUUUCUUCUGCUCGGCCAGAUGUUGAUCAUGAUUGUCACACGGUGCCUGUGCUGCGGGGGUGGCUAUAAGCCUGGUGGCGCCCGCACUGUGGGUAUCAUAGUGCUACUCUUAUCAUGGAUCUGUUUCAUAAUUGCGUCGGCAGCUCUGUUUGCAGGUGCAGACCAGAACAAGAUCCGAACCAAAGGGUUGCUGUAUCGAAGCGAUAGAAACCUGUCCUGCAAGCAAGUGCGAAGGAGUUUAUUUGCAGCGGCAGCUGCUUUCACUUUUAUCACAAUGUUAAUGACAGAGAUUUACUAUAUCCUCAUCUCAAGAGCUCGAGAGCAAGACGUAGCCUGGCACUCGUAUGGCCCAUCGGUAGGCAUGUCUGGGUACACUUGAAAUUUUUCUUGUAGAGCUCCACAAUUGUUAGGGCGCGGAUUCUUUUGAAAAUUCAUUAUUUUUCCUCCAUUUCAAUAGCUUCUAGAGAAGCAAGAAUGUUUAGUUGAACUGUGAACAAACGGAAGUACCCUAGCUCGUUUCCAGCGCUGCAGUAAAUGAAAGUGUACCUCAUGCAUUCAUGAAGCAACUGAAUUUCAAUCUAAACACUUUUCUGUUUCAAGGCUAGACUGCUGCUGUCCCUGUCGCUUGAGUUUUGUGCGUCCUCGCAUAGGACUUGCACCCAGAUUGGAUUCGGGUCGUCUCACAAAUUAUACUGGUCCACGGUGCACCUGUCAACUGAUGAGAAUUGCAUGAUCCAGCUCUUUAAGACCCAAGCGAUGCGUCCGUUGAAGUAGCUCGGGCAUCGCAUGUAAGGCGUGUGUUGUUUGGUUGUAGUCGUUGUAUAGUUCUGAAUUCCUGCCCUAGCCUGUUGUGACUCUCACAGUGCGGGAGUGCUCGCACCAGUGUGCAGUUUGGCCUCACGAAGGAUCGGCUGGUCUGGAACUUGGAGUGUAGGUGCUGGACGAAUUAUCCACUACUCUCGUAUCCAACGGUGAAAUUAUCUAGAUAGUAUCGCUGCGAUCGAAUUACAGGUAUUUCUUCUCAAGCAAUCUCUUUCUGGUAAGCUCUUGACCCUGAUCUCAAUCCUUCACCCUAUCCUGUGAAGAUGUCGCAACGCGAGGUUGAGCUCCACCCUUUGUCGGAAAAGCUGUUCAAUUCUAGGGAUCCAGUGUACAAACACCCGUCAAAGCCCAGGACGGCCGAUUUCUACGACUCCGAGGUCGAUAUUGAUUGGUCAAAGUGCGAUAGGCCGCAACCGGAUGAUACCGAAACUUUUGCGAAUAAUCCGCCAAGGGUCAGAGACCACGAUCGCCAAGACUACCGGAAUCGCCGAAUCCAACAGAUUCUUCAAGACGUCUGCGUUAGAAACAGAGACGAACCAUUUGAUGUUUUUAUAGAAAGGGCGUACUGUCAGGCUCAAGCGACGCUCAGUGCGCAUGGCAAAGGGGAGCAUGGCAAUGACUAUCCAACACUCUUGGACCGCUGGGUGUACCGCUUCGUGCUAGGCUUUAAGUUCGUCUCUAGACUGAGUGGGAAGAAAUGGGACCCCGCGGACGAGAAGAUGCUGACGAAAUUAAUCCGGGAGGAGUGCGAGAUUCUCUCGAAGAAGGAUGAGAUGUUUUCCGAUCCACACGAGAUGUGCAGGAAAGUGAAACGAGCGUGGGAGCCUGUCAAGGAGGACUUGUACAUGGGAGCCAGUACCAAGUCAGGUUCUAGUAAUUACGCUCAGAGAUCGUAGAAUGCUGUGCACGGAGGCAGCUAAAUGGAGCUCGCGGGAGGAUAAGAGAAUCGAUGUGUCUUCUAUAAUUUUUUCCUACACCUGCUCCAUUGUUGAUGCUGCCUCAAACUCCCCUUGCUAUUUAGGAUUCGAAUCGACUGGUUAACUUGUUGACUGUGCCAGAAGUUACGUAGUUGAAUGCAGGCUCUUAACAUAAAGAAGAGGGCUGUUCAUUAGGCGCCGCUAGAAAUUUCUUGUUUUCUUCAGCAGGCAAUGAGGACGGAAUGCAGUGCAGCCAGUUGAGAAGGAAUCACAGCGUUUCUCGAGACAGAUUUUGAUGCAGAGCAAUUUUUUUCUUCUCGUAAUGCAGGCAUGGUUCAAGAAAAUGGCUGGAAGUAGAGAUGAACGAAUAGUUGCAAGAUGUGACCCACUCCUUUGUAACACCAUUAAAAUUAGUGAAACCUGGAUUUGUAAAAUAAAGCGUCGUUUGAGCGCCUAAAUUAUCUGAA